CACACGACCCCACCCUCCAGUGCCUCUGGGUGAAGCCAUCUGUGAACGUUAGUUACUCCGCUUUGUCCAGGGAGGAGCCACAAAUCACUUUCCUCAAAGCCAUAGGGCAGCACUAACAUUCAAUUUUAAACUCACCCAUCAUGAAAGCAUGACAGAUUGGUCCAGAAAAUGCUCAGUGUGCCGUGAAAUGCCUGCACUGCUGAUGAAAAGACGCACCGUGCAUGAACAUCUCGCAGCAUUAUUUGUGAACAUUUGAUGAUCACCUUGGGGACAUUGGCUGUAGUACCACACGGUGUUUGUAGGGAUAACCGUUUGGCCUUAAGCGUGAAAGACGACUAAAAAUGUAAGCUGAAUGAGCAAGAGUCAACCAGUCAUCUGUCAGCUGAAGACUUGUAUGCAAACAACAUGAACCUUGUAAGUAAUGGAUUGUCAGUGCAGUGUUACUUGAUGCCAAAGCUGAUGGGAAAAAUUAAAAGAAGAGUUCGGGAGAUGAGAAACCCAAAUGCUAUGGUGUCUUCAGUGGAUCUGAGUCACAACGAGAGCACACGACUGGCUAUGGAUGCUCUCUUGGACAGAGGGACUGAUGGAUACCAGGAAGUGCUGAUCAAAGAGAAUGAAGCAAACUUUCUGUCAGCGCAGGAGAAAACGUACAUCUUAAACAACAUUAAAAAGCCUCUCACUGACCGUGAAGAGGCAGACCGUGAUGAAGGGAUUUCCAGUUCUCCAUCAGUUUCUUCUGAGACAUACUUUCCUGCGGUCACAGAGAGUGAGCCUCCACUUCUUGAUUACGGCUGGCCUGUGGCUGACUGGAGUUACCAUCUGCAGGGGAAAUUUACUUUUGGAAAUUUUAUUUCAAGUAGCAGCUCUUUACUCUCCAUUCACAGCAGUAAUUGCAAAAAGAAUGCUGUUUUCAGACAAAUUUCAAACACUCCCAUCUUCCAUUGUAGCAUGGAAGCCCUCCCCAAACUCACACUGCUGGUUGAGCCAAUGCAUUUCCAUCGAUUGCUAUUUAUGCAGAAACUUCACCUUUUACUAAGUCUCACGUUUGAGUGUUUUUCACUGAUGACACUUUUACUUUGUCAUAGUCUCACCUGGCUAUCCUGGCAGGUUCACAGAAGCUUGGCCAUACUCUUCAAAGGCAGCGGGGUUAAACCUUUCGACCUGGAGUUUCACAGACUCUAUGCCACUUCUAAACCAGUCCCAGGAUUUACCUGCCACACAUCAGAUCCUGGUGAUCUCUGCCUACCCAUUGAGAAACUCCAGAUCCCGAUGGGCCCGGCCGUAACUGCUGGAAACACUCCCGACCACCUACAACAGAAACCUCGUCAGCCCAGGAACCCGAGUUUCCCAACAACUCAAGUCCUGGCCAGACAAACCAGCUAUCCAAACGUCACCACUGGACCGCAAAUAUCUCAAUGGCUUCCACGGAGGAACACGAUCCAUCAUCCCAUUGCUCGUCAGUCCCCAGAUUUCAAUACGAAGAGCCAAACUUGGCGUCCAAAACAGGGCAAUCACAUCAACAGAGGUGUUCCUGCAACUUCCCAUUGGUGCUAGAGCAGGUUAUUGUAAUGCUUUA
Molecule: messenger RNA, 1576 nt
Organism: Sinocyclocheilus grahami
Lineage: Eukaryota; Metazoa; Chordata; Actinopteri; Cypriniformes; Cyprinidae
Product: protein FAM83A-like
Exons: 2
Coding region: 406-1554 (382 amino acids)
Biological process (GO): epidermal growth factor receptor signaling pathway
Molecular function (GO): protein kinase binding
Source: RefSeq, a predicted model, not a curated record